Molecule: messenger RNA, 861 nt
Organism: Orussus abietinus
Lineage: Eukaryota; Metazoa; Arthropoda; Insecta; Hymenoptera; Orussidae
Product: transmembrane protein 42
Exons: 3
Coding region: 351-743 (130 amino acids)
Source: RefSeq, a predicted model, not a curated record
AGUUUUACAACUACUGUGAUUAAAUGUGACGUAAACGACGUUGUUCCCUGGUUUAACUGUAAAAUGGCGUUUAUACCUCACUUAAACUCAGUGCUUACAAAACUGACGUAGAGCAGGACGGGUAAAGCCCGGUUAACCGAAGUUUAGCUGGUUUCUACCUGCUGUGACCCGAUUAAACUCCGGUUAACUCGAGUUGGGGAACCGGGGGUUAAAUGUACGUUGCUAAUCUUCUCUCUGCGGUCCGUGGAUUCGAACCGAAUCGAAGAUGCGGUCGAUCGGGUAUAACGCUCGUUCGAAUACAUUUUCAAGUUCGAUGUGAGUAACCAACGAUCCAGUCCGCAUUGAAACAAAUGGCAUCUUAUAAAAGAGGUGCCCAAAUGGCGGUCGUUGCCGGAAUGUUUGCGACGACCGGCAGCACGAUUGGCAAAAUGGCAGGCGAAGUUGCCAUGACGUCAUCGUUGUUUGUCCUACUGAAAGUAUUUCUCUUGGGGCUUAUGGUAACGAGCAACACCGCAGGAUGCAUGCUUUUUGUUAAGGCGCUUCAACAAAGCGAAUCGUCUUUACCGAUGACGUUAAUAACCUCUGCUACCAGUUAUUUCUGCUCGGCUCUGGUUGGUUUUUUGGUUUUUGGUGAAUCGACAUCGUUAACCUGGUGGGGUGGAACCACGCUCGUACUGUUGGGUCUUCUUCUCGUCUGUCACUCACCCGUCAAAGAUUUCAAGGAAAAAUCAAAGAAGGAAUAAUCCAGAGUACUGCGUUAUCUCAAAGUCAACUUACCCCUGGCUUCCAAAAGUGACUGGAAAUAAAUCUGUAUUUUAUGUCAAUUUACGUAAUUUAAUAAAUGUAUUUUUAUAUCAAAUA